UUAAUAUCUCUCGAAAUCGAUAUUGUAAAGUUAGAAAUCUUUUAUUGUUUUCCACGUACGAUUGUAUGAAAGAAUUUGUGUGGGUUAUUAUUGUGAAUCAAAGUUAAUCCGGCUUCGUAUUUAACUGAAGUUUUCUUCUGUAAUUUGUUAUUUAAAAGGAGAUUCGUGCCAAGUCUUCAUCUGAUUUGUCAAAUGCUCUCUUAGGCUUGACCUGUUUUCAUUUCGAGUGGUUGUUUUUUUUGAGUUAAAAAACACGCGCAUUGUGAUAGUUCAUAUUAGUUUUCUAAUGGCUUGACAUUGUUCAAAAGUAUAAAUCAGGUUUUAAUAAUAAUAAGAGACUGGGCCGGGUAUGAAUCAUCUCAAAGUUAGUUACAACCGAGUGUCUUUAAACAACGUUAAGAAAUUAUAAGUUUUAAAAAUUUGACGUUAUUGUCCUGCAUUACAGUUGCUGCUCAGCGAAAAAGCACUGAACGAAUAUAUAUUUUUGACUUGGUAUAGUGCCGCCGAAUAAACUGAGAGACGGACAGGUUCGAUUUGUUUAUGAUCUUCUUUUUUUUACCGAAAAAAAAUAGCAAAUUUUACAGUGGAACUAUUCAGCGACAAUCAGUAUAACAGCAGUUACACCGCAAGCACACCAAAUGCAUGGCAAAUAUUGACGUGAAAUAUCCGUCGUUUGAGUAUAAACCUCAGCUAGUAUUACGUAUAAUCAAUCCUUAUCCCAAAUCUGCCCUGGGUUCAUAAUAUUUUCAUUGCGUGACUACAUCUGUAGCAAUUACUAAAUGCUUUCUUUCUUAAGUCAACUCUCGUUCUUAAUGGCUGCAAUUAUUUACAUUAAUGUUGCAAUUAAAAUGUUUUCAACAAAAGACAUCUUUGCUUCCUGGUUUUUGUCUUUGAAAAUGCUACUUUCAGAGUGUGUGAAGACGUUUUGCGCGAGAGAUGUGUUUAUUGCGCGCAAAAAUGCCCAUAAUUACGACAAUAUAAUUAGACUAAAUAUAAAGACAGAAAAAUGCUGCAUGCAUAUACAACAGGCAUUUUUUAUAUAAAAGAAUCAGUUAUUCGCAAUGUGUUUCGCCUGCUCAAUUUUGCGCCUGAAGCUAUGUGGAAAGCAUGCAUCAAGUGUGGUAGAACCAUACUACCUAAAAUAGACAAACUUUAAAGCACUUCUCGACGUUUCGAGAUAAGAGCCUUUGUCAGAACUAGAAGAGUUAGUAUGUGUCAACCCACACACACAAGUUGUGAAGAUGUGGCAUUUGUUUACCUGCUCAUAACGUUACCCAAGUAACGUUUUUUAUAAAUCAGAAUUAUUGCAGUUUUAUCCGUUAUAUGAACGUCUUCAGUCCAUAAUCUACCUCUAAAGAAGAAGAAAAGCCAAUUAAGUUACUGUCAGCUUAUUUUUUCCUCGUUAACGACUGUAUUAAGAAUGAGACAUUGUCACACUAUCCAGACAUUGAUAUAAAACAUACAAGUAAAGUCUUUUGGAAGCACUCUUAAUUCUCUUGCAUGUGUGUGGUGAAAUCUGGCUGGAAGCAUGUUUAGGUUUCGGCUCGGUUUUAUUGUCAUUUUCUUAUAUAAUCCUCUUUAAAUGCAGACGUCUCACAGUCGAACGUCAUAUGUAAGCCAAUAGAAAAACAUAAUAACUCAAAUUUCCUGAAUUUAUUUUUUUAAAUGCACUCUAAAAGUAAAUCUCGGCUUGCGUUUUAAGUCAAUUGUCGCGUCACGAGCCUUGAAGGCAUUGAAGAUCAAACAUGGAGGAUAACGGUGACGUCUCCUGCACACUAUGGAUGAGGGAGAUCUUAAUAUGAGGGUGAUUGGGGUAUAUAUAUGGCUAUUCUUCAUAGGACACUAGGGGCUCCCCGCUACUUCUUAUCCCCAGUUUACUCGCCAAUAAUACAAAUUAAAAUUCAGCAAACUGGUCGCGCAAUUACGGACGAUGGAAUUAUUAAUAGCCACUUACAGACAGAAAUUUAAUUGUUAGAUUAUCGUUCCCAGCUGCAUGUUAAUUCUUACAAGAACUUAAGUGCAUGUCAGCUAGAUAUAAUAUUCAUUCAUUCUGAGGUCCCAAAUCCUUUGGAUUUUAUAUUGCGGACUGUACACUCACAGAGAAAGAAAAUGGGAGGAAUACAGGAUACAUUAAUACUGUUUAAGAUGACGCGACGUAAAAGCUUUUACCUGGCGUUCGGUCUGUUUUUACUGACAUUCCUAGCUCGUUCAUCGCUCUGUGUCAAGAAAAAUGUUACUAUACCAGUCCUUGCUCCUUUGAUGAACUUUAAUUCGGAUCGUUAUGCGUACGGAGUGGCUGCUAGAUAUGCGUUUGAAUUGAUAAAUAAACGAACUGACAUCUUGAAAGAUUAUCACCUUGUGCCAGAAAUACACGACACGAUUGGAAAUAUAGCGAAAGCUCUCCACGUUAUGCAUAAGAUUAUAGACGCUAGCAAAUGUGAAGGUGGACAUUCACUUCCCCCUGCAAUUAUCGGACCAAGUUUUUCAAAAACGUCAAUAGCAACUGCACGUUCUAUAACCUUCUUUUACAUCUUACAAUAUACUUAUGGAGCAACUUCACCUAUUUUGGACAGCCAUCAUGAUUUUCCAUUUCUGGUUCGAACUUUUCCUGGUACGUCAAUGUUCAGUGAAGGCCAUGCAGCGUUAAUGAAAAGAUUUGGAUGGAAAAGAGCUGGAAUUCUUUAUGACCAUCAUGAAGAAGAUGGUAUAUUUAAUAAGAUCACAGAGAAUUUGAUGGAGAAGUUACGAGCUCACAAUAUUACAGUGGCUGGGGUUGAAAGUGUUGACGCAGGAGCAUCUGAACAUAAAACAUCAGAUGCGGAAAUCAGAGAACGUUUAGAAAGAUUGAAGGCAGCAGAUAUAAAGAUAUACUUUGCUCAGUUCACCCAUGUUCGUGCCUACCGCAUUUUUUGCCAGGCGUUCAAAUUGGGUAUGUUUGGCAAGAACUAUGUGUGGAUUGUCCAUCCUCAAGUAGAAUCAGUAGAUAAAUGGAUUCGGUCUGAAAUAACUACCACAGGACUGAAUAGAGAAUGCUCGGAAAGUGAUUUUAAGUUGGUCAGUGAGAGAAUGUUCCAUUUCUACCAGCAAGAGUUUCGAAACGAUGACAAGAAAACGGAAUCUGGCUUGACUGCCGAAGAGUACAUAGACUACAUUGAGAAGCAUCGCUUGAGAAACGAAAAGACUUUUAUAUCAUCGUUUGAAGGCCAUGGUUAUAUUUUUGAUACAAUAUGGAACAUGGCUCUGACUCUAAACAAAUCUAUACCUGAACUGAAAAAACUUAAUAUCUCGUUGGAAAAGAUGCCUGCUUCAGGUUUGGGAUCGAUUGGGAUUUUGACGAAAACUGCUCAUAAUAUAGAAUUUGAAGGAAUCACGGGUAAAGUAAAACUCAAUCAGCCAAGAGGAAGGAUUGGCGUGCUAACUUUGUUUCAAAUAAGAGAUAAAAAGAGUCACAAAGUUGGUAGUUAUCAAGGUACUACAGGAAAACUGGAUGUGAUCAAGGACGAUGAAUAUUUGUGGAUAGAUGGCCAUGUACCAAGUGAUAGAUCACUAGAAAGAACUGCUAUUCUUAACAUUCCGAUUCCACUUUACCUUCCGUUGUGUCUGGUAGCUGGUCUUGGAAUUAUCUUGGCAAUUGGUGUUCUGAUUUUCAACAUUUAUCAUAGAAAUGAGAGAUAUAUCAGAAAAUCUGCUCCGUUGUUUAACAAUAUUAUAAUCGUUGGUAUAAUGAUGUGUCUAUCAACUGUUGCAUUCUUUGGGUUUCCUGUCGAACUGGGGGAUAAAGAUAAAUUCUUGUUGAUGUGCAAGCUGCGCACCUGGAUUCUUUGUAUUGGCUUUUCUCUGUCAUUUGGUUCAAUGUUUGUGAAAACCUGGAGAGUAUACAAAAUAUUCACAAACAGAAAGCUUAAAUAUUCGAUCGAGAGACUCAGCAACAUUAGUCUUAUUGGUAUGGUUGUGCUAAUUGUUGCACUUGAUAUCUUCAUCAUAUUACUUUGGCAAUUUAUUGAUCCUAUGGUGGUCAAAAUGCACAGCAUGCCGAAAGAGGUUGAUCCAGAUGAUCCUAAUUCUGUCCUUCUACCAGUAUUGUACACGUGUCAUUCUCCCAAUCAAGACAAAUGGGUGACUACAAUCUAUGUUAUAAAGGGUAUCUUAUUACUCUAUGGUUUGUUUCUUGCCUACGAGACAAGAAAUGUUCAAUUUGAACAUCUCAACGAUUCCCGAAUGAUUGGAGUAUGUGUGUACAAUUGUGGUGUGAUGAGUGUGCUUGGUGGAUUGCUGGGUGUAAUAUUGAAUGAAAGUUAUUAUAAGGAGAGCUAUGGAAUUACCGCAAUCUGCAUUAUAUUCCCGUCGCUUGGUACACUUUUCUUGAUAUUUCUCCCGAAGGGUAAGAGAUUGAUACUUGGCAUUGAUUUGACGCCAAAUGGAUACGCAAGGGUGGUGAGGUUUGUUAAACGAGACACACACGGCUCUGAGACGGAAACAACGGACGGAGUGGUUAUAGAGGGACCCGGAGCGAGGAAUAACUUUCAUUUAAGAAAAGACAGUGUCUGUAGUGAGGGUGUGACGUCAGUCUCGAGCAGUAUUCCUUGCACGAAUAAAAUGCCCAUCUAUGAAGAAAAUGGCCAGGCCGCUGUGUCGCCAACGAGCGGGAGUUACGCAAGUGAGUCCUCGGCCUAGCCUCGGGACAUCAUCGUAAAACAUUUCUGGAAUUGGAGUCUUUGGCGUAGCUCAGUUAGCUAGUUUCAGUAAAUCCCGCGAAGCUGUGAACGAUCAGUCCCAGUCAAUAUACGAGUUUUUUGACUUUUGACAUAGCCAUCGGUUCGUAUGGGACGGUAGUGUUUAUCGUCGGAAAAGAAAAGAUGCUCAAAUUCACAUUUUUCGAGUGUUCUCAUUUCUUUUCUCAUGCAAAAAUGUUUGCAAAACGAUAAAUCAAGAGAUACUCAAGUAUUUCUCUUUGAGAGAUCUGAACGGUAAAUACGACAAAUGAUACAAAGGCUCGUAAACAAAUGCUCAGUGCAUUUUAAUUGUGCAGAGGGCGAGUGAGAGGACAGUUAUUUCUUAGUUGUUAAUAGUGCAGAUACUUGACAUGGGGUCGAUCAAGUGUCAAGGGGACCUGAGAGCUCUUCAUUUGGGUGUGGUCCAGCUGAUCGAAUGGUCAGUAAAUUACAUGUAAAAACCCCGAAGAAAUUGUACAAAGGAUAAAUCGCUUGUAAUAAUAU
Molecule: messenger RNA, 5216 nt
Organism: Dendronephthya gigantea
Lineage: Eukaryota; Metazoa; Cnidaria; Anthozoa; Malacalcyonacea; Nephtheidae
Product: gamma-aminobutyric acid type B receptor subunit 2-like
Exons: 17
Coding region: 2110-4674 (854 amino acids)
Biological process (GO): gamma-aminobutyric acid signaling pathway; G protein-coupled receptor signaling pathway
Cellular component (GO): membrane; G protein-coupled receptor heterodimeric complex
Molecular function (GO): G protein-coupled GABA receptor activity
Source: RefSeq, a predicted model, not a curated record